Molecule: messenger RNA, 1130 nt
Organism: Microplitis demolitor
Lineage: Eukaryota; Metazoa; Arthropoda; Insecta; Hymenoptera; Braconidae
Exons: 3
Coding region: 773-1048 (91 amino acids)
Source: RefSeq, a predicted model, not a curated record
UUUUUAAAUUUAAUUAUUGCAGUCUUAACUGUAUAUAACUUUCAUUUUCUACAGUUUUUAUUCUUUACAUAUUUUCAUUACAUAAUCUUUAGGUUACGUUGCAAGCAAUUUUUAAGGUCCUAUUUUUCUUGGGUAAAUAUUUUUCAUAUAUUUCUAAACAAACUACUCUAAACUUUUUCGGACUAUGUGUUUCUUUGGCCAUCUUUUUCCUUUUUCUAUUCUAUAUAUCUCACUGAUUUAGCUGUCUAUUUCCAUUUCUUUUUCCAUACUUCUUUGCAAUCACUGAGUGUUCUUAGUGGGGAAGAAUUGCAGACAGGUGGCAGUCUGGCGGCUAUAUGGACCGAAUCCCACAGAUCAAUGCAUUAUAUCAACUUGUGAAAAAUAAAUCAUUUCUACUCUGUAGGAUUCGAACCUGAGCCUGGCCAGUACUUGCGCUCGGAGACAAGAGUGUUAUCCACUCGACCACAAGUACUGGUAAUUUAAAGUUAUAAAAAAACGAAUUAAACAAUCAAAAAUAUAAAAAUGAAAGAGAUGCACCUACGGAUUUUGUAAUUCUACAAAUGCACAUUUUUUAAAUUUUAUUCAAUUUAAAUUUAAUUCACUUAUUUCAAAAUUUAAAAAAUUGACAACUAUCAGCUACAUUCACACUCAUCAACAUUUCCGGAUCCGAGCAUGAGCACGAGGGUUCAAGAAAAAAAAAAGACCUACUAGUCGAUGUUUAUUCAAAUAAAAUAAUUUUGAAUAUUUAUUUAAAUUUUGAAGUAAAAUAACAAUGGAUACAGGUAUCAAAGUUAAAAUAACUAGUAACAAUGAGUGUUUAUUUGAUAAAUCAAUUGACAGUUCAAAUAAUAAAAAUAACAAAAUAAGUAAUUUAGCUGAAAACUUGAAAGUGAUGCAACAACAAGUCAAUGACUUCAUGACAACUUUAAUUGAAUCUCAACAGGUAUCCAGCAAAGAUGAAUGUCCUGAAGUAUCCAGUGAAGACGAAGAUUCAGAUGAUGAUAAUGAUGGAGAUACGAUAGAUACUAAAAAAUGUAAAUUGAAAUAAAAUUAUAGACCGGUUUUAAUAAGCGCACCGUUAUCUAUACUUGUUUUAAAAAAAAAAAUAAAUUGACAGUUGAGAAAACGAG